AUGCAGGUGCGACGUGUAUUGUAUUUUCUGGCUCUAAUGAUGAGUGUUGCCUCUGUUUGCAUGGCGGCUGCUGAGGCUGGAAAGCCCGGGAGUUCUUCUUCUGCAUCUUCUAACUCUGUUGAUAAAUGUCUUCCUCCUCCUGAAAAUGAUGCUGAUAAUAUUCGUGAAACUCCUCGUGAUAUUACUAAAUAUUAUGAUGAACAGCGUCGUUCUAAUGCUUCUGCUGGUAGUGAUGGUAAUGAUGUCUCUGUUAAUCCUCCUCCUCCUCCUCCUUCACCUGUUGCUGAACCUCCUGCUUCUCCUCCUAUUGCUGCUGGUGGUGUUGGGGAAGGGAGUAAUGGUUCGUCUCCAUCUGAAGGUCCAACUGGAGCCAACGUCAACAAUCCAGCAGGUGAAGGUGCAGUCAACGCGGAGAGUACAGCAACAGCACAACCCACUUCUCCUUCUCCCGAAUCUUCAGACACAGAGACUGCCAAUGGUUCUGGCACUGCAAACGAUGGGGGUAGCAGUACACCUGCAGGGAGUGAGUCAUCCAAUAACCCAACUGAUGAGGAAUCAACAAUUACUACUACGACCACCAAUACUACCAAUACAAUUCCUAUUGUCCCUGUAAUAAGCAAUAACACCAUAAUGCCAAAUGUGAAGGGUGAUGCAGACAGCAGCAGCAGUAUCAGCAGUUCUGUGUGGGUGCGUGUGCCACUACUGAUUGUGGUUACACUGGCCUGUAUUCUUGUGUGCUGA
Trypanosoma theileri is the source of this 741-nucleotide messenger RNA. RefSeq lists its product as uncharacterized. Bases 1 to 741 code for a protein of 246 amino acids. The record is from RefSeq and is a predicted model, not a curated record. NCBI's taxonomy places the organism in Eukaryota, Euglenozoa, Kinetoplastea, Trypanosomatida, Trypanosomatidae. The transcript has a single exon.